Daucus carota subsp. sativus is the source of this 2172-nucleotide messenger RNA. RefSeq names its product serine/threonine protein phosphatase 2A 57 kDa regulatory subunit B' beta isoform. Gene Ontology annotation, cellular component: protein phosphatase type 2A complex. Gene Ontology annotation, biological process: signal transduction. Gene Ontology annotation, molecular function: protein phosphatase regulator activity. The transcript is spliced from 2 exons. The record is from RefSeq and is a predicted model, not a curated record. The coding region runs from base 411 to 1874 and encodes 487 amino acids. Lineage: Eukaryota; Viridiplantae; Streptophyta; Magnoliopsida; Apiales; Apiaceae.
CAUAAAAUAAAAUUGAUAAAUUAUGUAUCUGCGAGCUCCACAAAUUAAAUUCAAGUAGCCCCACUUUCAACACUUUCUCUCUACUAUCCAAAUAUCCACUCUAUUGCUCGCCACAAUAAUACAUACUUUCAUCUCUAUUUCUCCGAUCACUCUGACUUUAAUUCCGGCGAUCUCUCACUUUUCCGGCGAUUACUUCAUUUCGAUUUUCAACGGUACAAUCCAUCCUGCUCCUUGUACGUCUAUUUACAUAAACAUGUGUUUCUGUAUAGACACACAUUCGUAAUACAAGCAUAAGUGUAUGUUGACUUGUAAUCAGUUUUAUUUGACCUUAAAUUCCAUUGCCUGAUUGUUAAUUGAAGUGAUUAGUCGAGUUAAUUGGUUAGGGUUUUAUAUUUACUGUAUUGACCAAUAUGUUUAACAAGAUUAUAAAGAGGGGGCAACGAAAGGGUUCGAAAUCGGAUAAUAAUAUAGAUUAUGGUGCUACUGGUAACCGGAGCUCUGGUUCUGUUUCGACAUCGAAUGUUGUUGUGAAUCACGCUUCAAGAGGGGGUUUAACAGCUGGUCAGGGUGGGGGUGGGGGUUCUGCAGGUGUUGUUGCGGCUGAGCCAGGGAGUAUUGAGGUACUUCCUUUGUUUAAGGAUGUUCCUGUUGGAGAGCGGCAGGGUUUGUUUCUUAGGAAAGUGCAAGUUUGUUGUUUUCUGUUUGAGUUUACAGAUACGAUGAAAAUGGCCAGAGAGAAGGAGAUUAAGAGGCAGAGUCUUUCGGAGCUUGUUGACUUUGUGCAGUCUGGUUCGGCUAAGAUUAGUGAGGGGAAUCAAGAAGAAAUGGUUAGGAUGAUUUCGGUAAAUAUAUUUAGGUGUUUCCCGCCAGCAGCACAUGAGAAUACGGGGUCUGAGAAUGUGGAACCGGAGGAGGAUGAACCGUUUUUUGAAGCUUCAUGGCCACAUUUACAGCUUGUGUAUGAGUUGCUAUUAAGAUAUGUUGUGUCCAGUGAUACUGACACCAAGAUUGCUAAGCGGUACAUUGAUCAUUCAUUUGUCCUUAAGCUGCUAGAUUUGUUUGAUUCCGAGGAUCCCCGAGAGCGGGAAUAUCUAAAAACUAUUCUUCACCGAAUAUAUGGGAAAUUUAUGGUGCACCGCCCAUUCAUCCGGAAGGGAAUCAAUAACAUCUUUUAUCGGUUUAUAUAUGAAACUCAGAGGCAUAAUGGUAUAGGUGAACUAUUGGAGAUUCUUGGGAGUAUAAUCAAUGGGUUUGCGCUGCCAAUGAAGGAGGAGCAUAAAUUAUUUCUUCUCCGAGCACUCAUACCCCUGCACAAGCCCAAGCCAGUCGGCUUGUAUCAUCAGCAGCUGGCAUAUUGUAUAACACAGUUUGUUGAAAAGGACCACAAGCUGGCAGAUACUGUUAUCAGGGGUUUGCUGAAGUACUGGCCGGUCACUAAUUGCCAGAAAGAAGUUCUUUUUCUCGGAGAGCUUGAAGAAGUGCUGGAAGCCACUCAAGCUGGGGAAUUCCAGCGCUGUAUGGUUCUACUUUUUAAACGGAUAGCUCAUUGCCUUAACAGCCCUCAUUUUCAGGUUUCGGAACGAGCUCUCUUCCUGUGGAACAAUGAGCAUAUUGUUGGGCUCAUCACUCAAAACCGGACUGUCAUUUUGCCAAUCAUUUUUGAGGCACUAGAGAAGAAUAUAAGAUCCCAUUGGAAUCAGACUGUCAAUGGUCUGACAGUCAACGUCCGGAAAAUGUUGUCGGAAAUGGACCCCGAGUUAUUUGAGGAGUGCCAAAGGCAAUUUGCUGAGAAAGAGGCGAAGGCAGAAGAGUUGGAAGUACAGUGGGAAACUAAAUGGCAGAGACUGGUUGCUGCCGCUGAACAACGGGUCUGAGUAUGAAGAUAUUAAACAGGUACUGGGAAGGAGAUGUGUCGGUGUCAAGAAAGGGGGCGCACAUAAUCAAGAGAAAGAUGUCCAUGGUGGAAUAUGUUUACAUCUCUCUUUAUGCCCGUCGUUUUUUUUGCAAAAAGCAUUGAAGAUAUUUUUGUGAAAAGUUAUGCAAGUGAUGAAUGGUUUGUAAUUGUAUUAAAUGUAUUUGUUCUGCAAAUUAUUUCUUUCAGCCUUUCAGGCAGUAUCCUUUAUCAGGAUACUUUGCACAAAUUUAUAUUCAAAGAUUUCCAGUUUGCCUUUA